This is a messenger RNA of Anguilla rostrata (American eel), 3023 nucleotides long. RefSeq names its product ArfGAP with FG repeats 1a (gene agfg1a). Gene Ontology annotation, cellular component: cytoplasmic vesicle; membrane; cytoplasm. The transcript is spliced from 14 exons. Gene Ontology annotation, biological process: intermediate filament organization; spermatid nucleus differentiation; acrosome assembly. Gene Ontology annotation, molecular function: GTPase activator activity. The coding region runs from base 206 to 1963 and encodes 585 amino acids. The record is from RefSeq and is a predicted model, not a curated record. NCBI's taxonomy places the organism in Eukaryota, Metazoa, Chordata, Actinopteri, Anguilliformes, Anguillidae.
UACGCCUUGACUCCUUGUUCGUGGAAAUUGGAGACCGCUCUGAAUUCCGGUUCGACUCUUCAUUCAGCCGCCCUGUUCCGUCUCUUUCUUAGGUCCUCCGUGUGUCUCGGCAUUAGCGCCGCUGUCGUGAUCACUUUUUGAAAUUGGUAGUUUCCCCACCUUUCCUUGGUAUCAAUCUUUUCCCCCGACAGUCCCGGCCCCGGCCAUGGCGGCGAGUGCGAAGCGAAAGCAGGAAGAGAAGCAUCUAAAGAUGCUACGGGAGAUGACGAGCCUGCCGCCCAACAGAAAGUGUUUCGACUGCGACCAGCGCGGCCCGACCUACGCCAACAUGACUGUGGGCUCAUUCGUCUGUACCACCUGCUCCGGUAUCCUACGAGGGCUCAACCCCCCCCACAGAGUGAAGUCCAUCUCCAUGACGACCUUCACGCAGCAAGAAAUAGAAUUCCUCCAGAAACACGGCAAUGAGGUGUGCAAACGGAUAUGGCUGGGUCUGUACGACGACAGAACUUCGGCUAUACCAGACUUCCGUGAACCACAGAAAGUCAAAGAGUUCCUUCAAGAAAAAUAUGAGAAAAAAAGAUGGUAUGUCCCCCCGGAGCAGGCCAAAGUGGUGGCGUCCGUCCAUGCCUCCAUCUCUGGCUCCUCUGCGAGCAGCACCAGCAGCACCCCCGAGGUGCGCCCCCUCAAAACUCUGCUGGGAGAGUCCGCCCCUGCCCUGCACCUGAACAGGAGCACGCCCAGUCAGUCCCCGGUGGUGGCUCGCACACAGGCCCAGCCUGGCGGGCAGUUCCCUGAGAAGAAAUUUGACCUCCUCAGCGACCUGGGCGGCGACAUCUUCGCCGCCCCGCCCUCCCAGGCUGCAGGCUCGGCAAACUUCGCAAACUUCGCACAUUUCAACAGCCAUCCAGCUCAGAGUGCUGCACAGGCAGACUUUGCAAACUUUGAUGCGUUUGGAAACCCUGGUGCAGCAGCUCAUUUUGCCCCUGCACCUCAACCUCUGUCCCAGCCCCCUCACACAGCGUUCGCUGCUCUGUCGUCCAGCCGCAGCGUGGGGGACUUUGCCACCGCUCGGCCGCUCCUGGCCGCCCGCAGUAGCACCCCCGGAUUAGCUAACGCCAACUUUGCAAAUUUUGACAACUUCCCCAAAUCCUCUAGCGCCGACUUUGGCUCCUUCAGUUCGUCCCAGAGCAACUCGGCGGGAGCCCCCAAAGCGGGCGUAGACGGCCCGAGCGUCCCCGCGGAUAGAUACGCCGCUCUGGCUGACCUGGAUAACAUCUUUUGCUCUGCCAAACCUGAGCCAGGGGGAGGUGUGCCCAGCGGAGUGAGCUCUGCUCCUGCGUCCGCGGGGGCGGGGCCUCCUCAGGCACCGCCCACCGGGCUCGGGGGAGACCGCUACGCCGCGCUGGCUGAGCUGGACAACGUGUUCAGCUCCUCUGCUCCCACUGGCAGUGUGUACAGCACCAGCAGCACUGCCCCAGGGAAUGUUUUUGCCGCCGUUACGGGGGUCACGCCCGCCCAGGCGCAGCAGGUGGUACCCAGCAUGCCCCAGGGUUUUGGAGCUCCCUCAACAAACCCAUUUGUAGCUGCUGGUGCCGCGGCGACUGCGGCAACCAACCCCUUCCAGACCAACGGGAGAGCAGCAGCAGUGGCAGCAGCCUCGUUCGGCACGGGCUCCAUGAGCAUGCCAGCGGGAUUCGGGAACGCCGCCGCCUACAACCUCCCCACCAGCUUCAGCGGGACGUUCCAGCAGCCCCUCCCAGGACAGGCGCCCUUCCCCCAGCCCCCGGCCUACCCUCCGCAGCCCAACGGUGCAGGCUUCGCAGCCUUCGGACAGGCCAAGCCUGUGGUGACCCCGUUUGGGCAGCCGUUGGCGGGACCCGGGGUGUCGAGUAACCCCUUCCUGGCUGGAGCCCCUGCAGGACAGUACCCCGCUGGAAGUUCCUCCACAAACCCCUUCUUAUAGCGCGCCUCCCUCAAGCCGCCACUAGGAGGUGACACCUGGAGCCCACACGCCUCUUGCACUGUUUUGUUCCACAAGUAGCUUUAAAACAUGUUUCUAAAACUUGCAUUUUGUAUCGGGUUUUAAAAACGACAACGGCGGCGACAACAUCGAUGACAAAACAGAACAUGGUAACGGUGUGCAGAAGAACGGUCUCUCCCUCAUCCUGUAUUUAACCUGUGAACUGGCCCCACACCCACAGAGCCACAUGUAUAUUCAAACUGGCUAAUGCUAAGUUAUUGCAAAUACCACAUUCGUUAUGCUGCAAAUCUGUACAUAAUUUUCUUAGAAAUUUUGUUCUUUGUGCAUAUCAGUAUUGGUAUCUUUACCACAUGUAUGUUACAGGGAAAAAGCAUUGGGCUACUGAGAGUUUCUGUAUUUGUGGGAAAAGGACAAGAAAAAACAAAUCAAUACAGGCGGUUCGGAAACAGUAGGUACAACAGGCUCUGCAGACGAAAGGAGGAAAAUGCUUUGCGUUCCAUUUCCAUGGGCGGCCAUGCCCGUGCAAAGGCUUGUGACUCCGCCCCCGGAUCCGGCCAGCGACCUGCGGCUCCGCCCAGCCGCCUGUGGCUCCGCCCCCGGACCUCGCUGGCCCCUCCUCUCCUGUCACGUCCUCAGGUGCUCACUCAAAGUCAUCGCAGACGAAGACCACUUAUGUUGGGUGUUAAAGAAAUUUAAGUUAAUGUGUACAUAUAUAUUAAAAUGGAUUUUAACUAAAAAACAAAAAAAAACUCUUUUGUAUUUCUGUACAACUCAUUCAUGUGUUGGAACAUUUUGUAAAAUAGAGAGAUUUAUAAAUGGCUAUCAUUAUAAAGACAUUGCACUCUGUUGGACAUGAAAGGUUUGGCCCCACCUUGGGGGCACGCCCAGAGGAGAUGAUUGACUGGGUAGGUAGUCGUGGUGACAGGAGGACAUGCAGCCCUGGGAAAUCUGAUAUAUAUUUCUAGCUCUAUUGUAAUAGCACUUUUCAUCUGCCUUGUAUUUAGAUUUUACUUUUAAUUAAGAAUAAAAAGUCAAAGCAAAA